Molecule: messenger RNA, 1302 nt
Organism: Pyrenophora tritici-repentis Pt-1C-BFP
Lineage: Eukaryota; Fungi; Ascomycota; Dothideomycetes; Pleosporales; Pleosporaceae
Product: SnoaL-2 domain containing protein
Biological process (GO): polyketide metabolic process
Source: RefSeq, a predicted model, not a curated record
AUGGGUGGAGCUCCUGUUACCCCUCCAUCGUCAUCUCGAACCCCUCUUUCCCAAGCCCAUCAACCCCAGACCAUUUCCCCUAAUAUCAAGCUUCAGACUCCGCUUUCGAGGCGUGGAAAGGGCCCGGGUUUGGUGCUGGUGGUGGAUUAUCAGUCGUUGGUUGAGAAGCAAGAGGGCCUUUUGGAUCCGCCGCCGCUGCAGAAAUGGGCUGAGGAGGGGUACGCGGUUGCGCAGAUUCUGGUCCCUGGCAAGGUUGAGGAUGGUGGUGAGUUUCCACUGCAAAGGGCGCUAGAUGCGCUCAAGGAGUGCGAGGGAUGCGAGUUUGAGAAUGGAGUUGGUUUGAUUUCAUACAUCUCCCGGACACCUUACUAUGUCGACGAAAUCGCUUGUCAAAACCCCAACAUCAAGGCCCUCGUUUCCUACGGCGGCAGCAGAUUCUCAACUCUCAGCUCAACAAUCCUCCCACCACAGCUCGUUCACAUAGCCGGAAUCCCAGACACGACAGGUCGUGUUCCAACUUCGCUGUUCCCGGAUUCUGAAGGUGUACAGGCCACGGAAGGUAUCGUCAAGACCUAUCGCUACGAGGACUUGAAGAGAGAGUGCGGCUGGAUCCUUCCAGGAAACAAGGACUAUGAUAAGAGAAAUGCGAGCAUUGCGCAUACGAGAAGUCUGACGUUCCUGAAGCCUCUGUUGGGUGGACCGUUUUUCGAUCUGGAAGCGGUAUGGGAAGAGCAUACCAAGUAUGAGUUUGGGGAGAGGGAUGUGGAGAAGACUAUGGCUACGAUGGUGGAUCAGCCGUAUGUGAAUCACAUACCAACCAUGACCGGCGGAGUUGGUGGGGAGCGAUUAACAGCAUUUUACACGCACCACUUCAUCUUCAGCAACCCGCCCGAUACCUCUCUUUCCCUCGUCUCGCGGACCGUGGGCAUAGACCGUGUAAUCGACGAGUUUGUAUUUACCCUCACUCACACAAAGGAAGUUCCUUGGCUCCUCCCUGGUAUUCCGCCUACUGGAAAGCCGCUUGCCAUUCCCUUUACCUCCAUAGUCGCUAUGCGUGGUGAUCGGCUGUGCCAUGAGCAUAUUAGCUGGGACCAUGCGACGGCGUUGAAACAGUGUGGGUUAUUGCCAGAGUAUGUCCCUUUCCCGUAUGAGAUUAACGGGAAGUCACCUCCAGAAAGGAAAAGGUUCGAGAUACAAUUGCCUGUUGUGGGCAUCGAGGGUAGUAGGAAAUUGGUGGAUGAGAGCUGCGAGGAGAGCAAUAAGUUAAUGGGGGGCCAAUGGAGGGUGGUUGAUGAUGUAUGA